AUGGGUCACGGUAAAGACAUGGUAUCAACCUGUGCAAGGCUUCCUGCGAGUAACAGCCCUGUGACGUGUGUCAACAAACGACAUUCGGUGCAAUGCAGGCUCCAAGGCAGCGAGCUGCAGCUGCAGCGUCCCAGCUGGCGGUACCAUCACAGUCGAGAUGCACCAACAGCCCGGCGACCGAUCCUGCUCGAACGAAGCCCUCGGCGGCAACCACUUCGGACCCGUGAUGGCGUACAUGAGCAAGGUGGACUCAGCCGCCUCUGCAGACGGUCAUCGUCCUGGUUCAAGAUCUUCGAGAUCGGAUACGAUGCCUCGACCAAGACCUGGGGCAACGACCUGCUCAACAAGAACUGCGGCAAACAGGACGUCACGAUCCCGGCUGAUAUUGCCCCGGGUGAUUAUCUUCUCCGCGCGGAGACUAUUGCGCUUCAUACUGCUUCGCAGGCAAACGGUGCUCAGUUCUACAUGACCUGCUAUCAAGUCACGGUCACGGGCGGAGGCUCGGCCAACCCCGCCGGCGUGAAGUUCCCGGGAGCCUACAAUGCCAACGACCCGGGAAUCAAGAUCGAUAUAUGGGGGAGCGACUUCAAGGAGUACACCAUUCCGGGACCGGCAGUCUAUGGCAGUUUAACAGGUUCAUACCUCUUACCCGUUGUGACAUGGGAUUUGUGGAUAUGUAUAGGGGCUAGCAGUUCCGCAAAGGGCUUACCGACCUACUCGGUCAUUGGCGACAGAUAG
Anthostomella pinea is the source of this 738-nucleotide messenger RNA. Lineage: Eukaryota; Fungi; Ascomycota; Sordariomycetes; Xylariales; Xylariaceae. The record is from the annotation of a GenBank genome assembly.